CAGACGUCAGAUCAGAUCGUGUCAUCAUUGACAGUCAACGAAUUCGCUUUGCUCGUAUUUAUAAUUUGCACUCAGUUGUUUGUUUUCUCUUAACUAAAUAAAAGGAAUUCGCCUUAGUAACUUACAAUGAUUGAUGAAGACAAUAAAACACUUUGGUGUGGUAAUUUACCAGAACAAGUUACAGAAGAACUGCUUUAUGAGCUGUUUCUACAGGCGGGACCAUUGGAAAAAGUGAGGAUACCAAGAGAUAGAGAUGGACGUCAGAAAAAUUUCGCAUUUAUAACCUAUUGCCACGAAGUGUCCGUGCCCUACGCUAUGAACUUAUUUCGCGGAACAGCGUUGUUUCAUAGAACUCUGACGCUACAAUGUCGAGGACGAAUGGCCCUACUGCCGCCGCCCAUACGUUGUUAUGGACCUGAUCCUUCCCUUGACUUUGUUUCGCAGGGUAAUGUCAUACAACAAUUUGCUGAAAUGACUGAAAAAUUACGCGAAGACGAACAUAGAAAUAUGUAUACUCCUAGACACGUCCAUGAUUUAAAUGACAAGCUAGUACAAGCAAGUUUACAGGGCAACUGGAGUCAUAGGCACCACCCUUACAGACCAGACAAGAAUCAUGCACGCGGAAACAGAGACAACCACAAUGAGAGAAAUAGAGACAAUCACAAUGAUAACUAUCAUGGCAGCAGUCGCAAUAAUUUUGCUAAUAAUAACUGGAGGGACAGAAGGAAUCCUAAGAAAGGCAAUUACCACAGGAGAGAUUGAUUAUAAUGCAGUAGGUACCUUUAAUUUGUUAUGAACAGAUGGUAUUUAUAAAUUUGAAUUUCUACUUUGUUAUAACCAUCAUAAAGUCAAUAUUUCAAUGCAAUGAUUAAUGUAAUUUUAUUUUUAGACUUUUGACUACAUUGAUGAUUUUUGUGUACAAAACCAAAUGGAUUAACUGUCUGUCUAUUUUAGACUACCUUAAAUUCUGUGCCUUAGCUUAAUCUGCCCUGACUUUGAUGUAAGAAAUGGCAAAAUACUUCAUGCUAUGAUUGUUUGCCUUCCUCACUAUGUCACAGAUUAAGACAGCUUUCUCUGACUCUAAUAAUACACAUAAACUGUGAUUUUGUUGAACAGAUUUGUAUACACCUUGUUUUUAUUGAAUUCCGUUAACUUUAAAGGAAGAUCCAUUACAUCAAAUGCAAUUAAUUUCUCUAAGAAACUAGCGUCUUAACUCUUGCGGUUAUUUAUUAAAAAAAUAAAGAUAAUUGCUUGUUGAUAA
This is a messenger RNA of Leguminivora glycinivorella, 1261 nucleotides long. Its product is annotated as RNA-binding protein 7. Gene Ontology annotation, biological process: regulation of alternative mRNA splicing, via spliceosome. The record is from RefSeq and is a predicted model, not a curated record. Lineage: Eukaryota; Metazoa; Arthropoda; Insecta; Lepidoptera; Tortricidae. Gene Ontology annotation, molecular function: single-stranded RNA binding. Bases 127 to 762 code for a protein of 211 amino acids. The transcript has 2 exons. Gene Ontology annotation, cellular component: nucleus.